AUGAGAAUUUUUCAAAGUGCACAUCGUCUGGUUUUGUCGAAUGGAUCGAUUAACUUCGUGAGGGCAGCUUCUAGCCAGGCUCAGGUUUUUGGAAGUGUAACCGAUGAUGCCGCCACUGAAGCUCGACCUUAUAAGGAGAUACCACGUCCCAGUAAAUUCGAGUUCGUAAGGGCAUUUUUGCCUGGCGGAGAAUUUCACGGUGUGUCCAUUGUGGAUUAUUCAACGACGAUGAGAAAUCGUUAUGGUGAUUUAUUCAUAAUGCCCGGAAUGUUCGGUCGCCAGGACCUGAUCGCCAGUUUCAGUACCAAAGAUAUAGAGAUGGUUUUCCGCAAUGAGGGAGCCUGGCCACAACGAGACGUAUUUCCUUCGAUAACAUAUUACCGGACUCACAUAAGAAAAGAUUUUUAUGAAGGAAAUCUGGGAAUAGUGAACUCGCAAGCGGAGGCUUGGAGUAAACUACGGACUGCCCUAAAUCCCAUUUUCAUGCAACCUAAGGGCUUGAAAGUCUAUUACGAACCACUUUCCAACAUCAAUGACCUGUUUAUAGAGCGUAUCAAAGAAAUACGAGAUGCUAAAACCCUUGAAGUACCUGAUAACUUUGCAGAGGAAGUAAGCCGACUGAUUUUCGAUUCCCUUGGCUUGGUGGCCUUCGAUCGCCAAAUGGGUCUGACAAGUGGGAUCAAUAAUCACGAUGCCUUGAGAUUGUUCGAAUUAAUCAAAUUGGCCUUCCGAUACACUUUUAAGUUAGACUUCCAACCCUCGAUGUGGAAAUACAUAUCCACUCCAACAUUUAGGAAAAUGAUGAGUGUUCUCGACGAGAGUUUGGAAGUGGCCCAGAGAUUGCUGAAGGAAACCCAGGACACCUUGGAGAAACGGCGUCAGGCAGGCGAAGAGAUAAAUAGCAACAGCAUGCUGCAGCGGAUGAUGAAAGUGGAUCCCAAACUGGCGACGAUCAUGAGCUUGGACACCAUGUUCGCCGGUGUCGAUGCCACCUCUAAUCUCCUGUCAGCGGUGCUCCUUUGUCUGGCCAAAAAUCCAGAGAAGCAGGGGAAGUUGCGGGAGGAGCUGCUGAACAUUAUGCCCACCAAGGACUCACCUCUCAAUGAGGAGACCAUGAAGGAUAUGCCUUACCUAAGGGCAGUGAUCAAGGAAGCCCUGCGCACCUAUCCCAAUGGAUUGGGAAACUUUCGUGUGUGUCCCACAGACGUAACCCUCUCAGGCUACAAUGUGCCCAAGGGCAGUAUCGUCGUUCUCGGAUCCAAUGCCCUGUUGCAGGAUAACAGCUUGUACUCGGAAGCUGAGAAGUUCCUUCCAGAACGCUGGCUCAGGGAUCCCGAGACGGGAAAGAAGACCCCUUUCAAUGCCUUCAGCUUCUUGCCAUUCGGCUUUGGACCUCGCAUGUGUAUUGGCAAAAGAUUGGUGGACCUGGAAAUCGAAACGAGUGUGGCCAAGUUGAUAAGGAAUUUCCAGGUGGAAUUCAACUACGACGCCAGUCGCCCGUUCAAGACUUUCUUCUUUAUGGAACCCGCCAUCCCAUUCCGCUUUAAGUUCACCGAUAUCGAGCAUUAA
Drosophila takahashii is the source of this 1569-nucleotide messenger RNA. Its product is annotated as probable cytochrome P450 12d1 proximal, mitochondrial. Gene Ontology annotation, molecular function: heme binding; oxidoreductase activity, acting on paired donors, with incorporation or reduction of molecular oxygen; monooxygenase activity. The record is from RefSeq and is a predicted model, not a curated record. NCBI's taxonomy places the organism in Eukaryota, Metazoa, Arthropoda, Insecta, Diptera, Drosophilidae.